This is a messenger RNA of Nicotiana attenuata, 2394 nucleotides long. Its product is annotated as tubulin beta chain. The transcript is spliced from 4 exons. Gene Ontology annotation, biological process: mitotic cell cycle; microtubule cytoskeleton organization. Gene Ontology annotation, cellular component: microtubule; cytoplasm. NCBI's taxonomy places the organism in Eukaryota, Viridiplantae, Streptophyta, Magnoliopsida, Solanales, Solanaceae. The record is from RefSeq and is a predicted model, not a curated record. Gene Ontology annotation, molecular function: GTPase activity; structural constituent of cytoskeleton; GTP binding. The coding region runs from base 160 to 1494 and encodes 444 amino acids.
UUAUCAAUAAUUCCAUUUCCACCCACAUUAUUGCUCCCUCCACCAUACCCAAUUUCAUCUUCUCCACUCUUUAUUCAAAUCCGCUAAAAACAAAUUCUUCAUUCACAAACAAAACAUCGUAAAUUCCCAUAAAAUUCCUCAAAUCCCAAUACAAUAGAAAUGAGAGAAAUCCUCCAUAUACAAGGUGGUCAAUGUGGCAACCAAAUAGGUGCUAAAUUCUGGGAAGUAAUAUGUGACGAACAUGGCAUUGACCAAACAGGAAGAUACAACGGCGACUCCGAUCUUCAGCUAGAACGAAUCAACGUUUAUUAUAACGAAGCAAGUGGUGGCCGUUAUGUUCCGCGCGCUGUUCUUAUGGACCUUGAACCUGGUACUAUGGAUUCUGUACGGUCCGGCCCGUUUGGUCAGAUCUUUCGGCCCGAUAACUUCGUCUUUGGUCAAUCGGGUGCUGGUAAUAAUUGGGCUAAAGGACAUUAUACCGAAGGAGCUGAAUUGAUUGAUGCUGUUCUUGAUGUUGUACGGAAAGAGGCUGAGAAUUGUGAUUGUUUGCAAGGAUUCCAAGUAUGUCAUUCUUUGGGUGGAGGAACGGGAUCUGGUAUGGGUACCCUUCUCAUUUCCAAGAUCAGAGAGGAGUAUCCUGACCGAAUGAUGUUGACAUUCUCGGUCUUUCCUUCUCCUAAAGUAUCUGAUACAGUUGUUGAGCCAUACAAUGCAACCCUUUCCGUUCAUCAGCUCGUAGAAAAUGCAGACGAAUGCAUGGUUUUGGACAAUGAGGCGCUUUAUGAUAUUUGUUUCCGUACAUUGAAGCUUUCAACUCCCACAUUUGGUGAUCUUAAUCAUCUUAUUUCUGCCACCAUGAGUGGUGUCACAUGCUGCCUUCGGUUCCCUGGACAGUUAAAUUCUGACCUACGGAAACUUGCUGUUAACCUUAUUCCGUUCCCGCGUCUCCACUUCUUUAUGGUUGGGUUUGCUCCACUGACCUCUAGAGGCUCCCAGCAGUAUCGCGCGCUCACAGUCCCUGAACUAACACAGCAAAUGUGGGAUGCCAAGAACAUGAUGUGUGCUGCCGACCCUCGUCAUGGUCGUUAUCUGACUGCCUCUGCCAUGUUCCGUGGUAAGAUGAGUACUAAGGAGGUUGAUGAGCAGAUGCUUAACGUCCAAAACAAGAAUUCAUCAUACUUUGUCGAGUGGAUUCCCAACAAUGUCAAAUCCAGUGUAUGUGACAUCCCACCCAAGGGUCUGAAGAUGGCUUCAACCUUUAUUGGAAAUUCAACGGCUAUUCAGGAGAUGUUCAGGCGGGUGAGCGAGCAGUUCACAGCAAUGUUUAGGCGCAAGGCUUUCUUGCAUUGGUACACCGGUGAAGGAAUGGACGAGAUGGAAUUCACCGAGGCUGAGAGUAACAUGAAUGACCUCGUGGCUGAGUACCAGCAAUACCAGGAUGCAACCGCUGAUGACGAGGAAUACGAAGAGGAAGAAGAGGAUGUUGCUGCCUAAGAGAAAUGUGUUUCCAUAUUUUUAAUUUGCUCAUGUGCCCUACGAGAUAUCAACAUCAAAGGUUGUUUUAGUUACUGAUUUAUAGAAGCUAUUGGUAUGUACUCAAUCAUACCUCUAAUAAUACUACUUCCAGCAGAAAGACCAUAAGCAUCUUCAAUUCAAGCAAUGCUAUUUGCCACUAUUUUUUCUGAUAAUCUCGACCAAGAUAUCCCAAAUUACUGUACUAUCACUUCUCAACAACAAUAUAAUUACCCUAUGGCUGUAGAAUUAGAAGAAACUCAACAAAGGAGUAGUAAAUUGCUUAAAUUGAUUGAUUAUGGGUACUAGAGUAUAUUUUGGUUCGAUUGCACCUUGUUUGACUAGUUUUUGGAGCGACAGGCAUCGGUUUGAGUUGUUAGAGAGGGUUUGGAGUCGGUUAUGGAACUUCAGAGCAAGGUAAGUCUCUUGUCUAACUCUGUGAGGGGAAACUACCCCUAGUGUGAGGUAUUUGAUAUGCGCUACUUAUUGCGGGGGCUACGUACGCACGAGGUGACGAGAGUCCAUACGUAGCUAAAUCCUUGUUAUUGUUCGGGUAGACUUAGGUUCACACCAUGCUAUAGUUGUACUAUUUGAGCAGUCCCUUGCCUAUAAAUUCCUUUAUGUUACAUUAUGACUUGAGACUAGACUUGUGUUGAGCGAUAGACUCGUUAUUGUAGAGAUCCGACGGGAUUCGUGAUUAGCCGCGAAUAAUUUUACUCCUCUUACGAAUUUCUCCUGCGUUAUGCUUUCUCAUCAAAAGGUUUCCUCAAAGUUCCUUAUAAUCAAAGCUUCUUAUUCUGAUGGUAUCGGGCUGUUCGCCUCGGCAGGAUACAUACAUCUAUGGUUCGUGCAGUUCGACCCUCGACAAUGCUCACAUCUUAU